AUGAACAGAAUCUUCAAGCUUGCCACUAGAAUUCCAAGACGGCAAUUUGCCUUUUCCGUCCCAAGAAUGGGAGUUCAAAUUGAAACGAUAACUCCAGCGCCAGAUGCGAGUGCGAAACCAACUGUAGGAAAGAGAGUCGCGGUUCAUUACACAGGGACUUUGGAGGACGGCUCUGUCUUCGAUUCUAGCAGAGAUCGGGGCCAGCCGUUUGUUUUCGCCCUUGGAGUCGGCCAAGUUAUCAAGGGCUGGGAUGAGGGAGUCGCUCAAAUGGCCAAGGGACAGCGCGCCAAUCUCAUCUGCACUCCUGACUACGCUUACGGACCUCGAGGUUAUCCACCAGUGAUUCCUGCUAAUGCUACGCUUACUUUUGACGUAGAGCUACUUGACUUUGAAUAG
This is a messenger RNA of Oikopleura dioica, 396 nucleotides long. The record is from the annotation of a GenBank genome assembly. Lineage: Eukaryota; Metazoa; Chordata; Appendicularia; Copelata; Oikopleuridae.